CCCGUGCUGUGUCGUGCAGAUGCGGAACCCUCCGGUUUGCGGUGGAGCUCCCGUGUUACCGACGCAUCUGCACGCAUCCCAUUACUGAAUUUGUACGAAAACAGGGAGAGACUGAUAUAUGCUUCCGGAUGCCAUUUCGAAUAAACUAAAAGAGAGAUUCUGGACCGACGAGCCGUUUUCACCGAUCACUUGAAAGUUUGCGAUGUCCGGCUCUUUUUGUAAAAGUUUAUAUGCCUUCAGCGGGGAUCAGCAUCAGCAGGGGUUGAAGUUCGAGGCUGGAGACAUUAUCAAAAUAACGCAAGUUUUGCCUGGAGGAUGGUGGGAAGGAGAGAAGGAUGGAAUUAGAGGGUGGUUUCCUUCAAGUUACGUUCAGGUCGUGGAGAAGUCUGUCUCCAUGAGUGUGCUGCCAGGGGAGGAACCUUGCCAAAGCCCCCUGCCCAAGAACUGGACAUGCUACAUGUCCCCAGAGGGACGAAAGUACUACGUCAACACUGUAAGCAAUGAGACUACAUGGGAGAGGCCAUCCAGUGUCCCUGGAACCCCCAAAGCAUCACUUCGCCACAAAAACUCCCUACCUGCUGCAGUGAAUGGAUUUCACGGCAGCGGUGGGCCAUUGCAUCAGCCGGAGCAAUCCCACGUACUCCAGCGGAAGCCAAGCACGGAUCAACAGAGUCCCGUGUCUACGUCCUCCAGAAGACAUGAGCACGAGACUUCAGUCACACACGUCAACUCCAUAACAUUCCCCCUCCCGAUGCACAUGUCUGAACAGCAACUCCUCAAACCGGGCGAGUGGAGCUACUGCGAUUAUUUCUGGAUGGACAGAAAGGACCCACAGGGGAACACCUCCAUCACGGGCUUCGAGGUCCUACUGCACAAGCAGCUGAAGGGGAAGCAGAUGCAGAAGGAGACGGCCGAGUUCAUGAGGGAGAGGAUCAAGAUCGAGGAAGAGUAUGCCAAGAAUCUCUUGAAGCUCUCCCAGGUUCCGCUGGCUGUUCAGGAGGAAGGCACACUUGGAGAGGCCUGGGGUCAGCUGAAGAAAAGCCUGGCAGAUGAAGCCGAAGUUCACCUCAAGUUCUCCUCCAAGCUGCAGAGUGAUGUGGAAAAGCCCCUCCUUACAUUCCGAGACAACUUCAAAAAAGACAUGAAGAAGUUCGAGCACCACAUUGCCGAUCUCCGGAAACAGCUCGCCGGCCGAUUCGCUGCCGCAGAAAAGGCUCGCAAAGCGCUAGCGGAGAGGCAGAAGGACCUAGAAAUGAAGACUCAUCAGAUGGAGAUGAAACUGAGCACCAAGAUGGAGGAGGACAUCAAGAAGGCGCGCAGGAAAUCCACGCAGGCAGGGGACGAUCUGAUGCGAUGUGUUGAUCUAUAUAAUCAGUCUCAGUCUAAGUGGUUUGAAGAGAUUGUCACAACCAGUCUGGAGCUGGAGAGAUUGGAGAUGGAGCGUAUCGAGAUGAUCAGGAAACACCUCUGCCAGUACACGACACUGCGACACGAGACAGACAUGUUCAAUCAAAGUACCGUGGAGCCCGUGGACAAACUGCUGCAGGUUGUGGAUCCAGCCAAGGACAGAGAGCUGUGGGUGAAGGAGCAUAGGACAGGGGAGGUGAGACCGGUGGACAUGGUGAUAUAAACCCGAGACUGUGCCCCCGUGAAGUCGCGCACAGCGCCUCCUUUCAGGCCUGCAGCUGGAGGCACUCUGAGAAAAGCGGGGAGGUGGUGAGCGGAACCGCUGUGUCUGAGGAGUGCAGCUCUGAUGCUGUGCUGUACAGGAGAGUGCCAGAGAGCUCCUGGCAUGAAGGCUGACCAGGAACGAGCUGACGAGCUACACACAGAUCUGACAGAUCUGAGACACUUACACUCUUUGCUUUCUUCUUUCUUUCUGUACAUUUGUUCUUUUCCUUUUCUUUUUUCUCUUUCUCUCCCACCCUGUG
Messenger RNA from Electrophorus electricus (electric eel), 1931 nucleotides. It is a transcript of the gene gas7b, whose product is annotated as growth arrest-specific 7b. Gene Ontology annotation, cellular component: clathrin-coated pit; cytoplasm; plasma membrane. Gene Ontology annotation, molecular function: protein binding. Lineage: Eukaryota; Metazoa; Chordata; Actinopteri; Gymnotiformes; Gymnotidae. Gene Ontology annotation, biological process: clathrin-dependent endocytosis; neuron projection morphogenesis; clathrin coat assembly. The record is from RefSeq and is a predicted model, not a curated record.